Messenger RNA from Selaginella moellendorffii, 932 nucleotides. RefSeq lists its product as uncharacterized. The transcript has 6 exons. The record is from RefSeq and is a predicted model, not a curated record. Bases 71 to 397 code for a protein of 108 amino acids. NCBI's taxonomy places the organism in Eukaryota, Viridiplantae, Streptophyta, Lycopodiopsida, Selaginellales, Selaginellaceae.
AAAGACUAAUUAAGGGCUAAAGUAAGCCCAAAAGAUUAAGAUUUAGGGUUCUUCAUUUGGGCAAGAUUCGAUGGCUGGGGACUGGACGGUGAUGGGCAAUCCGUGGGUGCCAUUGCCCAAGCGCGUGCUAAUCGUCAAGACGGAGGCCAAUGUCAAGCGGCAGCCGCGACCGAUUCCUCAGCCCUGCUGCGAGGUUUGCGGUGGCCAUCGCAGGGUCAAAUGCUGGAGAUGCGCUGGACGAGGUCGGACCAAUUGUAUAGAACACGUCAUGCUACCCGAUGGAGCUUGGCCGCAAUGGUGUGAAGAAUGCCGGGGAUCCGGGCUUGCGCAUUGCUCGCGCUGCCUCGGCACGGGAGAGAAGCGGGGAGUUAUCGGCUUUCACGUUCCAAACUCGUGAAAGACUUUACAAGGAAAGAGAAAGCGAGAAAAGAGAAAAGUUUGAUCGAUCGAGUGAAGCUUUGCGGCGAUGGGAAGGCUUUCAAGCAAAGUUAACACUUUACGAGAGAGUGGGGCAAAUCGAAACUUUAGCACUUUGCUGGAAAGAGAAAUUGUUAUCUUGGAUGGAAUCGAUCGAACAAAAACUCAUCUGAUCGAGCAAGCUAAGUUGGCGGCGGCGGCGCCACCGGUGGUGGCGGCGAUGGUGUCACUGGAUUCGGCGAUGGUGACGGCGAGGAGCUGUUGUUCCUGGCUCUAACCAGGAUGGGUACCAGGAUCACGAUGACCACGAUGAUCAAGAUGAUGAUCCCGAUGCAAGUCCACUUCCUGGCGCUCCUCUGGUGCUUCUUCGCGACUUGGAGAUUCGUGGUGCCUCUCGCCACGAACGAAGAAGCUCGGUGGACUUGAUCCUCGAUGCUGUUGAGCUGCUCGCCCUGCGCCUCAACCAGCACCGCCAUGUCGAGAAAGAUCUGGUGGAGUUCCAGCAAGUUCUUCUC